This is a messenger RNA of Danaus plexippus (monarch butterfly), 1604 nucleotides long. RefSeq lists its product as uncharacterized. Gene Ontology annotation, cellular component: transcription regulator complex; nucleus. The record is from RefSeq and is a predicted model, not a curated record. Gene Ontology annotation, biological process: regulation of transcription by RNA polymerase II. Lineage: Eukaryota; Metazoa; Arthropoda; Insecta; Lepidoptera; Nymphalidae. The transcript is spliced from 3 exons. Bases 210 to 983 code for a protein of 257 amino acids.
ACGAGUCAAAGCAUAAGGUGAGAAUGUAAAUAGUCGUUCGUAACUCGCCUCGCGUCUCGUCUCGCGCCUCGCAGCGUUCGCGUCCGGAACGGUAAUCUGGGCAAGAGUCAAAGGACCUUGCAACAAAAGCGAGCGUUGUGUUUAGUGUUUACAUUCGCGCUCUCGCUUCAUUUAAGUUUUCAUCCUUGUGCCGUGGCAGAUAAAUCAAAAUGGAGUGGUCCAAAAAAGAAACAUUCCAGUUUUUGAAACUAUUCCAAAAAGAACCAAUGAUUUGGGAUCCCAAAAACAAAUUCCAUAAAAAUAACCAUAAAGUGAAUGAUGCUUGGGCAAGGUUAAGUGAAGAAAUGUGUAGACCUGUACCUGAGUUAAAGAACAAAAAAAAUUCUCUCAUGGCAACCUUUCGUCAGCAUCUGCGGCGCAAAAAACAAUCAUUAAAAUCCGGGGCAGGAGAAGAUGAUGUUUAUAAGCCAGUGUGGCUGUACUACGAUGCCAUGGAAACAUUUUUGGCAUCUGUUUACAAGUGUCAUACCAGUAUCAACACUGAAGAAGGACUUCAUGAAGAACUUAUUUCACCAGGACUACCCAAUGUUGACGAUGAAACCCACAAUGAUAAUGAGCAAAAUAACGAACUUAUCAAUGACCAACACGAUGAACAGAUUAGUGAAAAACACAAACCAGUGAACAAUAAAAAAUCCUUUAAAUCACCUAUCAAAAGAAAACGUACCCAUGAAGAUAGUGAAACUGAUAUUCACAAGAAUAUAAAAGACACAGUUUCUAAUUUAAAUAACAUGUUAUUAAACAGGAAGGAAAACGAUGAAUGCGACUUGUACGCGCAGUUAUUGGCUACAAGAUUGAGAGAAUAUUCAAAACAAGAACGGCGUCAGAUUAUGCAUGACAUUGAUGGGCUACUUCUGGCAAAUCCUCAUAGCCAUACACACUUCUUGUAUAAUGAUUGUGAUGGCUGCACUAGAAAUUGUGAAUAGAUAGUGAAGCUCCUGUAGCUGUCGCCUGUAGCUAAGAAUCUUAAAGUUAGAGCUAAGCGCACUUUUGCUGAGAUGGGUACUCUGAGUCUAGUUUUUUGCUUGAUAAUUAAUAUUACCAUUUGUCAAGUUCAAAACGUUUGACAGCAAUUUUUUUGUGUCCUUUUGAAGCGCCACUAGCGAGGGUCCAGCGAACUAAUUUUGACGUAUAAUGCAGAUGGCUGCUAGGGAAGUCUUUAUUCUGUUUAAAUUUUGAAUUAAUUUGGUUGGAAUUUAAUGUUAGUUUUGUUAUAAGCAUUAAAUAAAAGUAAUCAAGAAUGAGGUCAUGUAUACAUUGUAAGCAGUGUUACGAAAAAACCAGUGAAACAUCAUUCCACAGGUACAUUACGAAAAACUUAGAAGAGAGAAAAGUAUGGCUUCAGAAUAGGAAAAUUAACAACUGGACUCCUAAAACAUGCGAUUCUCUGUGUUCAUUACCUUUCGGUGAUAAAUUUUUCGACAAAUGUUUUUGCAACAACGAAAAAUUAUUCUUUGUCAGUUACAGGUCAAAGUAUACGAAAUUUCUUAACUUGUCAAAUGAUUUGGGCACGUCAGAAAUUAAAAAUAUAAAUUAAAUAUAUAAAA